CAAAGCAAAAGAAAGUUUAGUUGCUGAUGAAGAUUACAGAUCAUCUAUUGGGCUAUUCGCCUCCUAUUUGGGCGACUUUGAUAGCUGGAGUGCUUUUAGUCGUAACGCUUUCGCUUUCAAUUUAUCUUAUAUUCGAACACCUCUCUUCUUACAAGAAUCCUGAGGAGCAAAAAUUUUUGAUCGGAGUUAUUCUUAUGGUUCCUUGCUAUUCUGUAGAAUCGUUUGUAUCAUUGGUGGAUCCAUCAAUUAGUGUUGAUUGUUCAAUACUACGCGAUUGCUAUGAAUCAUUUGCCAUGUAUUGCUUUGGAAGAUACCUUGUUGCUUGCUUGGGCGGCGAAGAGAGGACAAUUGAAUUCAUGGAAAGAUUAGGGUGUGCAAGUUCUAGAACUCCGCUAUUGGGACUUGAUUGUGAAAAGGGAACUGUUAAGCACCCUUUUCCUAUGAAUUACGUCCUAAGACCAUGGAAACUUGGUCAAUGGUUUUACCAAGUUGUCAAGUUCGGCAUUGUCCAAUAUAUGAUAAUCAAGGUAUUCACUGCUUUUUUAGCAGUAAUUCUUGAAGCUUUUGGUGUAUAUUGCGAAGGAGAAUUCAAAUGGGGAUGUGGGUAUCCUUACAUGGCGGUGGUUCUCAAUUUCAGUCAAUCAUGGGCUUUAUACUGUUUAGUUCAAUUUUAUACUGUCACAAAGGAUGAACUAGCACACAUAAAGCCAUUGGCCAAGUUUUUGACUUUUAAAUCAAUUGUGUUUUUAACUUGGUGGCAAGGUGUGGCAAUUGCCCUUUUUUAUGCUCUUGGUCUGUUCAGAAGUCCAAUUGCUGAAGGCUUGCAGCUUAAGUCAAGUGUCCAAGACUUCAUCAUUUGUAUAGAGAUGGGCAUUGCUUCUGUCGUUCACCUCUAUGUUUUCCCUUCCAAACCUUAUGAGCUAAUGGGAGAUCGCAUUCCUGGAGGUGUUUCAGUCCUUGGAGACUAUGCAUCUGUUGAUUGCCCUCUGGAUCCUGAUGAGGUUAGGGACAGUGAGCGACCCACAAAGCUACGUCUACCCCAGCCUGACAUAGAGGCUCGAAGUGGAAUGACCAUCAAAGAAAGUGUGAAGGACGUAUUUAUUGGUGGUGGUGGAUAUAUCGUGAACGAUGUAAAAUUUACAGUAAACCAAGCAGUUGAGCCUGUUGAGAAGGGGAUUACCAAGUUCAAUGAGAAACUUCAUAAGAUCUCUCAAAACAUAAAGAGGCAUGACAAAGACAAGAGAAAGACAAAGGAUGAUAGUUGCAUUGCCACACCUGCACGGAGGGUAAUUCGUGGUAUAGAUGAUCCUCUUUUAAAUGGGAGCAUUAGUGAUAGCGGGGUUGCAAGGGGAAAGAAACAUCGUAGAAAAUCAGGAUAUACCAGCGCGGAAAGUGGAGGAGAAAGCAGCAGUGAUCAGAGCUAUGGUGGAUAUCAGAUUAGGGGCCAUAGAUGGGUUACAAAGGAUUAAAGCCUAGAUGAAUAAUUGCAGCUAUAUGAACUCAAAACACGCUGGAGUGACAGAUUCAGCGAGACAUCUACCAUCUAUAGCUUGGUCGACAUGCUCGAGAGCAUCAUUUCUGCAUGAGGCGGCUGAAGAUUUCUUUUGAAUUUUUCUCAUCAAAUGGGGCAGUUGUUUAUGUGGGGGACUCGUGGAUAUAUACGGUAAUAGAUGUCAUGUUGUAUAGAGUUUAUUCAGGGCUUGGCCAUUGCAUACAAUGGAAUCAAGAAGCGAGUUGCAUGAUUGGGACAUCUUUGCUCGUUUUUUUUUUUUUUUGAGAGAUGUCCACAUGGCAAGCCGAGACAAGCUUAACUACUGUCUGGAAAAUCAUUGCCCAUAAAGUUUCGAACAGGUAACAGCUGUUUGUAUUCUUUCCAUGAACAUAUGCUCGACAUUUGAAAAACAAUAUCCCUCAAUCUCUCAUGUAAGAUGUGCUUUUGCACAGAAUGGUACUAGAAAUUCAUAGUUCUAGCAUGAAAAAUCUACAAGAUGAACGAGUGAUAAACAAAGAGUGCGUUAUGUAGCAUUUCCCUUUUCAAUAACUCGAAAACGAAUGCCAUUUUCCUGAUGGGAUUCUAACCAUUGGUUAAUAACCAAAGACAAGUAGCAAAAUUGGAAGUUGGUAAAAUGGAUACAAUCUCUAGAGAGUGACAUAAAUUUUACUGUUCUGCAAACGCCAUGAAAAGAAAUUAUAGCUAAAACUGAAGCUUAGCAUCACUUGGCAUCACAAAAAACAUGUUCUGAACCUGUUAGAAUCAUAUAGUACUAAGAUCAGUUUCACAUUUUUCAGGUUAGACCCAGAUAGGAUAAGACAUUAAUUUAACAAAACAAGAACAGACAGGUAAUCGCUACCUGCAACAAAGGAUUAUAGUAAACCUGACAGACAGCGUUAAAAAAGGGAAGGAAUUGACUGACCAACGAAGAAACAAUAAGGCCUUUCUCGUUUGGGAUGCUUUAGCCAUGCCUCAGGACCCAGUAUCUGUUACGCAAAAACAACGACGUAGCCAUCUCUGUCACCGUUUUUUUCACUUUGCUUCCUUCUGCUGCGCUGGAUAGCUACAACUGUUUGUAGGAAAUCUUUGAAGGUCGCGUUUGGAGAGGGGAGUU
Messenger RNA from Durio zibethinus, 2606 nucleotides. RefSeq names its product protein LAZ1-like. Lineage: Eukaryota; Viridiplantae; Streptophyta; Magnoliopsida; Malvales; Malvaceae. The record is from RefSeq and is a predicted model, not a curated record.